Molecule: messenger RNA, 2241 nt
Organism: Penicillium chermesinum
Lineage: Eukaryota; Fungi; Ascomycota; Eurotiomycetes; Eurotiales; Aspergillaceae
Exons: 2
Coding region: 1-2241 (746 amino acids)
Source: RefSeq, a predicted model, not a curated record
AUGCCAGACAGCGAUAGCAGAUCGGGGACUGACGACGGAAUGUCCAGAGACUACGAGUACAAUUCAUCAGGCUCAAGCCGGGCCUCAACCGACCAGUUCAGCCAGGACAUGGACAAUGACCCCGAUCACCUGAAAUCGCGCGCAUCAAGCCGCUCCUCACUCUCUUCGAUGCCCGCCUCCGUCCUCGUCCAUCCCACCAAGCAGUCCAAUGCAAUGCUCUUGCAUGAGAAAAUCGCCGGCUACACCAUCGAAGACGACGAGGAGCGCUUCGGCGGCUUCGCCGACCAGCCUCGCUCCAUGCGUACUAUUCGGCCACGCGAGGCCGGUUUCCGGAAACCGAGCUCCGUCCGCGCCAUGCAGAUGCACACGGAGGACGAGGCGGACGACGACGACUAUCUCACCCCGCCGCGGCGGCGCACGGGUAUGAGGUCGCCGGGCAACCCUUCACGGCGGUCGCCAUACUACUCGCCGAAGUCGGCAUCCGAGAAGCCAAAGCCGAAGAGGGAGUUUCCGCUCGUGCUGCUGCACUGUAAUCUGCUGCCGCCGUCGAUGCCGGUCGUCGGCGCGGCGGAGCCGAGGAACCAGGCGCUGGUCGAGGAAGCGUUGCCGGCACCGUUCUGGAAGCGGUGGCGGCGGUUGCAGGAGAAGGUUGGCUCGGGGGUGGUGAGAGACCGGGGAGUGUUGAUCUCGCAUCCGGAAGAUCUGUACGAUCUGCUCGAGGAGCGUCUGCUGGAGAGCCUGGAGCUACAGCGUGCGCGGGUUAGUCAGGGGCAUUUCCUUGGGCAUGAGGACAGGGAAGAGUGCCCGGACUGUGGGGGCCGGGUGGUUGGGCAUGGCGAUAAGAAUCGCAAGUGGGAAAUUAGGGUCUACGCGGCCAAUGGUCUCAUGCGCGCCGGGGCUUGGGCAGCCGCGUGGCGAGAAAUGGAGAAAGUCGAUGUGGAGGUCGGCCUAUGGUUGCCGUCUGAUAUACGAAGGGCGCUUGAGAAGCGGAUUGCGGAGGAGAGGUCGUCGGAGAGUCAGGCAUUGAUGGCACCGAAUGAUGCUGCUAAACUGGGGUUUGACAGGCGGCCAAGCUCGACCGUAGGUCAGUCUAAGGCUUUCAGUGAAGCUGGGUCUAUAAGAUUGGACUGUGUGCCUCCAUUGCCUGCACCCCCAGUCGAGGCCGGGCCUGUGCCUCCGAACACGCAAGAGUACAAGCCGGCGAAGAAGCACGAAAUUGCUCUUUCUACUCUUUUAUUCAACUAUGUUCGGGUCCUGGCGUCUGAUAAGCGCAACAUUGCGCUCGUGGCUAUGAGUGUUCUCGUUGCCUUCUUAUCCUUCAGAGCUGGGCCCGCAGCUCUGCAGCCAGCCAUGAAUCCAUUUCCUAAUGAGGCGAAGGGGUUGCCAGUUGCUCCAAUUGUAGAGGUUUUUACACCGAUUGUGUCGGUUCGAGCCUCGGCCCAUUCGUCUCCAAGUGUUCUUACUGCGGAUGUGCUACAAGAAAUCACAUCUCAGGAGACCGAACACAUUGCACAGGAGACAACGAUCGAUGAGUCUGGUCCGUCCGUCUCGCAACCUACCGAAGAUGACGACGAGGCUGUAGAACAGAUAGACCAUGAGGAUGGGCUCCCGCAUUUACUCACCCAUAGAUCCACCAAGGCAGACAUCGAUGUCAAAUCAACAGAGCAGCAUAUACCGCCAGAACCCGCGCAAUUCAACGAUGAAUCUCCCCUCGCCACCGAGACACAUGUCGCGCCUGGUUCUGAGGCCAAAUCUGAGCCCUUACAAGGAACACGUCAUGAACGUUUGGUUCCCGAAGAUAUAGAGAGUGAUUCAGAACCCGAGACGGAGUCCGCGACUGAGCUGCAGCCCACCUCUGAGGUUGAAAUUGAAGAAGCUGCUGAAGAAAUGAAGUCCGGAAUGCCCGCAGAAUUCUUGGAAGAGUCGCACCUUAAACCUACGGUGCUUGAGGAUAUACCAGCAUUUGAAGCAGAGCUCCCUUCUCCGCUCCAACUCACUCCUGAGUUUGAGGCUAAGCCUGUUGAAGAAACCGAACCCAAAACAGCAGUGCAGCACGACGAAGAAAGCCCAAUACCGGAGGAUCUCUCGGAGCUGAAUCCCGAAUCUAUUGCUGAGUCUGAGACAGAGUCGGGACUUUCUAAGGAGCACGCGGUCGAUGGCUUGGAUGAUACGCUGUAUGUCAAUGAGAUCGACGAUGCCCAGACCGAGCCUGUCUUCCAACAACCCCUGGAACUUGAAUGA